Molecule: messenger RNA, 2499 nt
Organism: Lotus japonicus
Lineage: Eukaryota; Viridiplantae; Streptophyta; Magnoliopsida; Fabales; Fabaceae
Exons: 4
Coding region: 1-2403 (800 amino acids)
Biological process (GO): protein phosphorylation
Molecular function (GO): polysaccharide binding; ATP binding; protein kinase activity
Source: RefSeq, a predicted model, not a curated record
AUGAAAUUGAAAUCCUUCUUCUCCUCACCCUCAUGCUUCCUCCUCCAAAUUAUACUUGUGCUGCUACUCCUGCAGCUGCAUCAAGAAACUGCAACAGCUAAAAAGACAACGUGUCCUCCUUCUCAUUGCGGCAAAUUCACAAACAUUAUGUACCCAUUUCGGCUGAAGGGUGACCCUGCAAAUUGCGGGGAUCCGAAGUACGAGUUAGCUUGUGUAAACAACAGCACACUGUUGUUACCUUUGUUUCCUGGCCAAAACUACCAUGUGAAGGCAAUCAAUUACAACAACUUCACCAUCCGGCUCGUCGAUCCCGCCAUUCAAGAGGGUGAAGAAGAUUGCUCCUCCUUUCCUCGCUAUUUUUUAUCGGCACGCAAUUUCCCUCCUUCUUCUCUGUUGUUAGAUGAAAACAACUACAACGCAGGUCCUUAUGAUGCCAGUCAAUAUAGAUUAGUUGAUGAUGAAGGCACUGGAUAUGUCAGUCAAUCUAGAUUAGUUAACACACGAAUGUUCCAGCACGUGGUUUUCAUGAACUGCAGCAAUCCAGUGAGGGAUGAUCCACUGUACGUGGAUUCAGCUCCAUGCAGCAGCAGCAGCGUCAAUUCCCAUGAUUCACAAGGCCAUGUUUAUGCCAUCGUUGGGGACUUGUUGGUUGGGAAUUUCAAAGUUGGCUGCAACGUGAAGCUUGUUACACUCAUGUCCGUUUUUGGUUACAAUUACAGUGAAGAGAAUUGGGUGAUACCCGACCAAACAUUUUCAUACGAUGAAAUUCAUAGGAUGCUGGUCUCUGGAUUUGAGGUUUCAUGGAUGGGACAUCCUUGUCAACAUCUUUGUGGAAAGCCUGAUUGCUUUUUGAUUGUAAACACCCAGAGUCUUCAAUGCAAGAAGUUCGUUGAUUACUGUAGAAGUCCACUGGGAUUUCCAAUCACUUGUGGUACUGGACGACUACAUAAAUUAGGAAUUUUCUCCAAGGGGCGAAUAUUUCUCGAAGGUAAGGAGCAACUGUCUCUUCUUUUCUUUCCCCAUGUAUGCUACAAAUAUUUUGGCAGCUGGCUUUGUCCUGUUAUAUUAUAUCCGUCGCAUAGUGGCAUAAAUUUAUUUUCAUUUGGUCAACAUAAGUACCAAUGGUUACUACUUAUUCUUUCUGAAAUUAUAGUCGGGAUUGGACAAGAUAUAUAUAUAUAUAUGAUAACGGGUGAAGAGAUAAGUAUAUAUGAUAACUACGAUGGGGAUUAUACAGCUUCUAAACUCGAUUUUAAGAUGGGAAAAGUCACAGGAUAUGUCUUGGCAUCAUAUAUUGUAAUGAAAUUUAUAUUUGGUCUUGUAAUUUUCUUUGGAAAAUUAAUACAUAUAUAUCGGAGGAGUCAUACAUCAGUUUAUGAAAAUCUUGAAGAUUUUCUUCAAGGGAGCUCCCUCAUGCCAAUAAGGUAUUCAUACAAAGAUAUAAAGCAGAUGACUAGAGGUUUUAAAGACAAGUUGGGUGAAGGAGGCUAUGGAUUGGUUUAUAAAGGAAAGCUCCGUAGCGGACUUUUUGUAGCGGUAAAGAUGCUGGGAAAACCUAAGGCUAAUGGGCAAGAAUUCAUUAGUGAAGUCGCAACCAUAGGAAGAAUACAUCAUGGCAAUGUGGUUCACCUUAUUGGAUUUUGCGUUGAGGCAUCCAAACGUGCUCUUGUUUAUGAAUUCAUGCCCAAAGGUUCUCUUGAUAGAUAUAUUUCCUCCAAAGAAGAUGAAAUUUCUCUAACUUGUAGUCAAAUGUACAAAAUAUCUCUUGGAGUUGCUCGAGGUAUUGCAUAUUUACAUCAAGGUUGUGACAUGCAAAUUUUACAUUUUGAUAUCAAGCCUCACAACAUCCUUCUUGAUGAGAACUUUAUUCCUAAGGUUUCAGACUUUGGUCUGGCAAGACUCUACCCAAUUGACAAUAGCAUUGUCACUUUGGCUGCAGCAAGAGGAACAAUUGGCUAUAUGGCUCCAGAAUUAUUUUAUCAAAAUGUUGGAGGAGUGUCAUAUAAGGCUGAUGUCUAUAGUUUUGGAAUGCUUUUGAUGGAAAUGGCAAACAGGAGAAGAAAUUUGAAUCCAUAUGCAGAUAACUCAAGCCAAAUUUUCCUUCCUCUUUGGAUUUAUAAUCAAUUGAUUGAGGAAAGAGAGAUAGAAAUUGGAGAAGUUACCUAUGAGGAAAAGGAUAAUGUGAAAAAGAUGUUCAUAGUUGCUCUAUGGUGUAUACAACUAAGGCCCAAUGAUCGUCCAUCAAUGAACAAAGUAUUGGAGAUGCUCGAAGGAGAAGUUGAAAGCAUUAUAAUGCCUCCAAAACCUUCUCUAUACCCAACUGAAAGUAUUCAAGAUCUUGAAAACAAUACUGAUAAAUUCACAUCAGUUGAUACUUCUAGCUCAAUGUGUUUUCUAGAGUAAAUUGCAAAUGAUCCUUUAUUGAAGGAUUCUUCUUGAUCUUUGCUAGUAAUUUUAUUUUCAAUUAUAUUUUGUACUUAUUUAUUGAAAACAAUUACC